Molecule: messenger RNA, 4200 nt
Organism: Tetrahymena thermophila SB210
Lineage: Eukaryota; Ciliophora; Oligohymenophorea; Hymenostomatida; Tetrahymenidae
Product: ABC transporter C family protein
Exons: 6
Biological process (GO): transmembrane transport
Cellular component (GO): membrane
Molecular function (GO): ATP hydrolysis activity; ATP binding; ABC-type transporter activity
Source: RefSeq, a predicted model, not a curated record
AUGGUUAAAAAUAAAAAUCAAGACAAAGAAAAAAGUGAUUAUUUUUAGUCUCAUAACAUUUUCUUUUCAAAAAUUUCAAAAUUCAUCAAUAAAUGUAAUCAUUUGAAUGAGGAGAAAUAUAUAUAAAAUGAAGAUGUAGACCAAUUUAUUGCUUAAAAUACAAAUGUUCAAUCUCAAAUUGAGCAAUUAGAAGAAUAUCUAUAAUAAAAUAAGAUGGAGUUUCAAGAAACAAAAUUUAAUUUGCUUAAAGUGUAUCUAUAUAUGACUGGGUUACCUCUCUUGAAAGGCUUUAUUUUGUAAAUGACUAAUGAAUUACAAUCAGCUUUAGGAAUUUUCCUCCUUGAUAUGAUUACUAACUAAUUUAAGAAAUUUAGCUAAACUGACAGAGAAAAAUUAUAAAUUUCUUUAGUUUUAAUUGCUAUAGUGGUUAAUUACACAGUUAAAAAUUUUGCUCAUGUUUAAUUUGAGUGGAUUAAAUUUAGAUGGAAUGCAUUAUGUAGAACUACUUUGUAAUAUUUAGUGUAUAAGAAGUCCCAAAAGGUUCUGAGUUUUUCUAAAGCUAAUUCUGAAGUAGUAGAUGAAAAAUAAUAAAAUGAAGAAAGCGAAUAAAGCUUAAAAAAUAUAGAUAGUAUCUCUUUUGAAAACAAUAACCCAGAUAUUAAUAAUUUGCUAACAACUGAUGUAGAAGGUUCUUUAGAUAUGUUUUGGGGUAUUAACUAAACAGUUGGAAGUCUAUUAGUUAUAUUUACAACUUUGAUCUACAUUUACUCUAAAGUAGGUUUCUAUGUGAUCUAUGGAGUAGCGAUGUUGCUUUUUUCAAUUCUUUUUAGUAUUGUUAUGGGCUAUCUAAUUAGUAGAACAAUAAGCAAAAUGAGUAUGUUUAAAGAUUAAAGGGUAUCCAUGAGUAAAGAUGUUGUAGAAGGCAUAAAAAAUAUAAAAUUUUUAGGCUGGGAAAAUAUUUUCUCCUAAAAGCUCAAAGAGUUAAGAAAGAAAGAAUUCAAAUAAAUAUCUUUUGUUAGAAUUUUAGAUGGUUUAUAGACAACUUUUUUCAUUAGUUCAUCAUAUUUUCUUUUAUAUAUUUUGAUAUCAUCAUUUGUAGAUGAUGGUAAUAACUUAUCAGAUACAAAUGUUUUUACAAUAAUAGCUUUGUUUGGAAAUUUAGCUCAUCCAAUAGGAAUGAUUCCAUUUUCAAUUAGGUGUAUCUCAAAAUCAAGAAUUUCUUUUAUUAGGAUUCAAAAUUUUUUAAAUUUAAAAGAAAUAAAUAACACCAGAGUCUAAACUUAAAUUACAGAAUCUUCACAAUCCUAACAAGCGAUACUCAUUAAAAAUGGUUAAUUUUAAUGGCCUGAUUUAGAAAGAAAACAUAAUUUACCUAAAACCGAUACCAAAUAAACAAAUCAAAACUAUUAGUCAUAAUCAACCUUGAUAAAGUCUAAAACAUCGUUCGAUAUUUUCUAACUAUAAAUAGAAAAUUUAAAAGUGAGCAAAGGCACUUUAAAUUUUGUAAUAGGCAAAAUAGGUUCAGGUAAAACAGCUUUACUGCUUGCCAUAUUAAAUGAAAUGGAGUAAAUAUCAGAUGCAAGAUAAUCAGGAGUAGAUAAAGCAAUCAAAUGUGAAGGAGAAAAAUAAACUUAAGUUUAUGUUUAUGGAAGUAUUGCCUAUGUAAGCUAAAACCACUGGCUUUAAACUUAAACGAUAUAAGAGAAUAUUUUAUUUGGAAAACCAUAUGAAGAGGGAUUGUAUAACAAGUGCUUGGAGCUAUGCUGUCUCUAAACGGAUUUUUCAAACUUUUUAAAAGGAGAUUAAAAGUUUGUUUCAUCUGAUGGUAGCAAUUUAAGUGGUGGGUAGAGAUAAAGAAUUUCCUUAUGUAGAGCAUUAUACCAAGAAAAAGAUAUUUAUUUACUUGAUGAUAUUUUUAGCUCACUAGAUAUUCAUGUUGCAUAAUAUAUCUUCUAAAAUGCAAUUGUUGACUACCUAAUCAAAUAAAAGAAGAAAACAGUAAUACUAACAACUAGCAAUUAUGGAUUUAUUUCAAACUAAUAUGCUGUUGAUUUUUAAGUUUUAUACUUAAAUGAAGGAAAUUUAAUCUAAAAAGAGUAAGAUAUCUAAAAUUACAUUUUUUAGACUGAAAUAAACUAAAUAAAGCAUACAGAAAAUAAUAUAAGUAUUAAAUAAUCUAAUGUAAUUAAAGAUAAAAAUUCUAUCCAACUCCACAAUGAUAAAAACGAUUUCAUAGAUUAAUCAGCUGAAAAUUUUUUAAAAACUCAAGGAAAUAUUGAACAUGUUCAAAAUUCUCCUUAUUUUGAGGGUUAAUUAAAGUAAAUUAAUCUAAAAUAAGAUCAAGAAGAAACUAAGAAGUUUAGUGAUGAGGAAUAAGAAUAAAAAGAAAAUGAAACUAUUAAAUUAGAAACUCUAAUGACAUAUCUAAAAAGCUAAAACCUCAUACUACUAUUUUUACUAUUUUUAUCUUAUGGUUUAGUAGAGGCUACAACUUUGCUAAUAGAUAGUUGGUUAAAAGAUUAAUUAACAUUUAAAGACAUUUAACAAUCUAAAUUUUUAAUUAUUAACUAAUGGUUUUCUAGUUUUUCUAAAACUCUUUAAUUUCUAACUAUAGUGCAGCUAAUAUUUACUUUAGUUUCAUAGACAUUUUUUGUUAUAACUUCUUUGCUUAGUUCUUAAAGAAUUUUUAAUAGACUAAACAAUGCUAUUAUGUUUAGCAAAUCAGUUUUCUUUGAUAAAACUCCUGUAGGACAUAUAAUUACUAGAUUAUCAAGUGAUAUGAAUACUGUAGAUGACUCUCUACCUUAUUUUUUUAUAAAAUCUGUUACAUUACUUGCUUAUGCAGUUGGGUAUUCAGUAGGCAUAUCGAUACAAAUUCCUGAGAUGAGUAUUUUCUUUCUUCAAGCCUUUUUAAUCUCCUAUUCAAUAUCAAAGCUUUAUAGAUGUGCUAAUAGGUAAAUAAAAAGAUUAAAUUAGAUAAAUGAAGGGGAUUAUUAAAGUCAUAUUUCAGAAUCCUGUAAAGGCGUAGUAGUAGUUAGAUCAAUGCAAAAGUAAAGUUAUAUGAUUUAGAUGUAUAUUUAAAAGCUUUCAAAAAGCAUUAAUACAUUUAUUCUUUCACUUUCAAUGGAGAUGUGGAUGUUUGUUAGACUUUAUACUUUUACUAAUAUAGUUUAAUUAAUAGCUGUUUUAAGAAUAAUUUACUCUAUAUAUACUGAAGAGCAAGCAGACUAAAAUAUGAUAAUAUAAUGUCUAUCAUAUAUUAUACUUUUUAGUGGAUCUAUUUGUGAUUUGGUAAAUUAUUCUUGUAUGUUUGAAUAAGAAUUAAUAAGUGUUGAAAGAAUUAGAUAGUAUUUUAGUAACAAAUAGGAGAAAUUAGAUCAAUCAAUUUAAAAUGAUUAAAUAUUGAAUGAUAAUGAUAAAUCUAUUGAAGAUAAAUAGUAUUCUAUCAUUUUUAAAAAUGUUAGCUUAACUUAUGAGUAAAUAAAAUAAGAUAACAUUUCCAGCAUAGAAUAUGCCCUUAACGAUUUUAGCUUAAAAAUUAAAAGAGGAGAAAAAAUUGCUAUUUGUGGGAGAACAGGCUCAGGUAAAACAUCCAUCCUAAAUUGCUUGUUCAGAUUAUAUGAUUAUUAAUAAGGAUCAAUUUUUAUAGACAACUAAAAUAUUCUUAGUAUGUCAUUAAAAUAAUUAAGAAGCAAAAUGUCUGUUAUACCAUAGUUUGGUUUUUUAUAUAAUUCAUCUUUAAGAAAUAACAUAGAUCCUAUUUAAGAAAAAUCUGAUCAAUAAAUCCAAGAUUUUAUUUCAUAUGUUUACAAGUAGUCUGCUUAACAAGAAUAAAAUCAAUACUUCGAUAACUUAAACCUAGAGAUUUAAGAUGGAGGAAAAAAUCUAUCAAAUGGAUAGAAGUAAAUAAUUAAUUUCGUUAGAGCCACAUUAAGAGAUUCUGAAAUAAUAUGUCUAGAUGAAGCUACCUCUAAUAUGGAUCCAAGUACUGAUAAAUUGAUUCACACAAAAUUAUUUGAAAUUAGUUAAGAAAAAACACUAUUAGUAAUAACUCAUAGAUUAGAAAACAUAUAAAAAUACGAUAGAAUUAUUGUACUUAACUAAGGAAAAAUAGUUGAAUCUGGAAAUUAUGGUGAUUUAAUAAAAAUAAAAGGAGGAUUUUUUAAUAAACUCUUAUUGUAAAAUUUAAGCAACUAAUGA